GGGGCGGGGGACCCGGGUGACGCAGGAACCGGCACCCACAGACCCCGGCUUCCCUUUGCCGGCGCUGCGGCAGGAGCCGGGCAUGGCCGUGUCCGAGCCCAACCUCUACGAGCGGCUGCAGAUCCAGUACCCGCCCAGCCCCGCCCGAGGUCCCCGCUCCGCUCCGGCCGCAUCCUGCUGCGCGCUCAGCACCGCCCUGGCCACGGGCACCGGCCUGGUGCUGGUGCUGGGGGCAGCGCUGGCGGCGGUCAUCGUCCUGCACAUGCAGGGCCAGGCAGAGCUGCGGGCAGCGCGGGCAGAGCUCACAGCAGUCGGGACCCAUCUGCUGCCCGAGCCCGAUGGUACCCGGAGCCCCGCUGAGAGCCUGGCAGCGGUGCAGAAGCGGAAGGAGCAGCUCGGCUGCUGGCUGCAGGCUCUGGCGCUGGGCUGGCGGCACCACCGCGGCCACAUCUACUUCUUCUCCGGGGAGCGCAAGCCCUGGCGCGAUGCCGAGGCCGCCUGCCGCGCCGUGCACGCGCACCUCGCCUCCGUCACCGGCCCCGACGAGCAGGACUACCUGGCACGGGAAGCAAGAGGAGGAUCCUAUUGGAUUGGGCUGACGGCCACGGGCCCGGGGGGGUCCUGGCACUGGGUGGACGGGACCGCCUACAGCCAGGCGCAGAGCUUCUGGGCGCCGGGGCAGCCGGACGGCACCGACCACGGGCAGUGGGGCCGGGAGAGCUGCGCCCAGAUCCACCCCGUGGGCAACGGGCUCUGGAACGACCACAACUGCAACUUCACCUUCCCCUGGGUCUGCAAGAGGGACCUGAGCGCGCCCUGA
Pezoporus flaviventris is the source of this 820-nucleotide messenger RNA. RefSeq names its product C-type lectin domain family 4 member F-like. The record is from RefSeq and is a predicted model, not a curated record. The transcript has 7 exons. Lineage: Eukaryota; Metazoa; Chordata; Aves; Psittaciformes; Psittacidae. Gene Ontology annotation, molecular function: signaling receptor activity. The coding region runs from base 83 to 820 and encodes 245 amino acids.